AGAGGAGCGAGAGAGCGUGCGAGCCACGCGGGGCCGGCGGUGCCACGAUGUAAGUGCCGCGGUGGCGUAGUUGUGGCGGUCGUCGCACCAACGACUGGCUGCGUGAGCGGGUGUGCGGAGGGAGCCGUGGUGUCGUAGCCCAGUGCACGAGGCGGGAGCGAGGACAGUGGUGUGGAGUGUGUGUGUGCGCCGUGUGCUAACCACGCUAACCUCGUUCUGGCUGCUCACCCAGCCUCGCUCACCCUACCUCCGUGGUCACGUUGAUGGUCAACACCAGGGAUUACCGGCGCGGUCACUGUGGUGUGGGCGGCAGGGUUGUUUACCUGGCAACACGUGUGUAACCUGGCGGUCACCAUGUCCCACACACGGGACCGCUGUGUACCCAGGGAUUUACCCCACGGCAGCAGCAGCAGCAGCAGCAAGCUUCUCCAGAAUGGAAUGUCUGACGACUUGCAGGAUCUACAACUGCAGAACGCAGACUCUGAUAUUUGCUUCGGAACCAUGAGAAUUCCUCAGAAACCAAUGACUGUCCUGCUGGUGUUCCACAAGGAGGAUGCUCAGAGCGACAGCCUGUGGCAGGCAGCGGAGCGAUUAGGUUACUCCUGUAGCCUCGCUCUCACGCCAGACGCCGCAGUCGAGGAGUUCACGGAGCGACACCAUGACGUCAUCAUCAUAGACAGAAGGACGCUCAAGGCCCUGGAUGCAGACACGGUGUGCAGGUCCUUACGGGCGACAAAGUUCAGCGACUUCUGUGUAAUAAUUGGCAUCACCAAGGCCAGUCCUCUCGACAAGGAAGAAGCCUCUGUCCUUCCCAUGCUUAAAAUGGGUUUCAACCGGAGGUUCGUGGAGAACACGGACAUCGGUGUGUGCAUGAACGAGUUGCACCAGCUGACCCACGGCGAGGUGCGCACGCAGCGGAAACUGCGAGCAUGCGCAGCGCUCAUCACCGCCCUCGAUGACGUGUCAGACGCCGUGGAAAUCUCCAGCGACGACCACAGAAUACAGUACGUGAACCGCACGUACGAGCGCCUGACAGGCUACACCGGGGAGGAGUUGGUGGGGCGAGACACGAGGGAAGUCAGCAGGUCCGACAGAAGCAGGGAUUCCUACGAGUGCAUGCUCUCCCAGACAAAAAAGGAAAGCACUGGGAGGGCACGUACUACACGAGGCGGAAAAGCGGGGAGGCCGUUCCGUACCACUGCCGGGUCACGCCAGUGCUGGGGCCUGGAAGCAAGCCGUGCCAGUAUGUCUCAGUCAGGAUGGCGUCCAGCGACACCCUCAACCAGAUCGCCAACGUCAAGCGGUGUAAUUGGUCUGGUCUGGUCACGUGACCCAACACCAUACUUUAUUAAAGACAUAGAGUACCUUGGAGAGUGGUCAACACCGCGCUGGACAGAGAAAGAACUGGCCAUGAACAUGAAGUGGAUGAUGGUCCUUGGCGGUCUCAUGUCUGCUGUCGGGUGUCCAUCAGGCGGGGUGCACGGGGUACCGCGACGACGGGAGUCAGUUGCCAGAAUCCACUCCAUGACCAUCGAGGCUCCAAUCACAAAGGUAAUCAACAUGAUCAACGUCGCCCAGGAGUCCAGCCCCGCCACCGUAGUCCAGGCGCUGGACAAGGUCCUGGAGAUCCUCCGCACGUCAGAACUCUACGCUCCACACCUACCCCCGCAGCUCGGGCGUGAUGACGACCCCAUGACCUCCGACCUCGUGGGGGGUCUCGUCUCUCAAAACAUGAAACGGCGUAUGUCUGGAAACGAAUCACAGCAUCAGAGAACAGCGCAUCACGGGCACCCACAAUCCCUGACACCACUGGCCUCCUUGUCGCAAAUUCCAGAGCACGUGCAGUCUAUCUUAGAGCGGGAGCCCACGUGGGACUUUGACAUCAUUCAGCUAGAGGAAGCGACCAAUAAAAGGCCUCUGGUCUACUUGGGGCUGAAGACGUUCGCGCGGUUCGCGGUGUGCGAGUUUCUCAGUAUUCCCGAGAGCGUGCUGGUGGCCUGGUUGCAGCUUAUAGAGAGCAGCUACCACGACAGCAACCACUACCACAACUCCACCCACGCCGCCGACGUCCUGCACGCCUCUGCCUACUUCCUGGAGUGUGAGCGCACUAAGACCGUCUUCGACGCCGCCGACUGCGUGGCGUGUUUGAUAGCGGCAGCUGUUCACGAUGUGGAUCACCCGGCCCGCACCAACGCCUUCCUUGUCAACGAGGGCAACCAGCUGGCCCUCCUCUACAACGACCUGGCGGUGCUAGAGAAUCACCAUGCCAGCCUGGCAUUUCGCUUGACGCACAAAGACCCCUCCGUCAACAUCUUCCAGAAUCUCAGCAGAGAAGACUAUCGUGCCUUGCGGCAGUCUAUUAUCGACAUGGUGUUGGCCACAGAGAUGAAACAGCACUUCGAGCACCUGUCCAAAUUCACGCACUCCAUCAACAAGACUGUGCUUAAGUGCGAGGAUGAGGCUUCAGAGCCAUCAUCCGGGUCCUUUGACAACGAGACCAUCUUCCAGCAACUGUCCACUCCAGAAAACCGGACGUUGAUCAAGCGCAUGCUCAUCAAAUGUGCUGACGUGUCCAACCCGGUGCGUCCCACACACCUGUGCUCGGUGUGGGCGGAGCGUAUUGCUGAGGAGUACUGCCAGCAGACGGACGAGGAAAAGGAAAGAGGCCUCCCGGUGGUCAUGGCCGUCUUUGACCGCAAAACCUGCAGCAUCCCCAAGUCCCAGACUUCCUUCAUCGAUGUUUUCAUCAAUGACAUGUUCGGCGCCUGGGACUAUUACUGCGACAUACCCGAACUGAUGAACCACCUACAAGUCAACUAUCAGUAUUGGAAGGCAGAGGAAGAGCGUCAGAACAGGGGAAAGAACGACAUCUCCUGAUCUCCAAGCUGCAGUGUCGAGACGGUUUCCAGUAAACGUCGUUGGGUCGCAAGGUUGAAAACACCUGUAUAGUGAUCACGGAAACACCUGUAUGUGAUCAUGGAAACACCUGUUGUGAUCACAGAAAUCAAACUAUUUUACCUAUGGAAACACCUGUUGUGAUUUUAUAAAAAGAAACACUUGUAGUGAUCACGGAAACACCUGUUGUGACCAGAGCUCAAGAGGUUCAAACCAUGUGCCCAAUGGCCGCUUGUGCCGCUGCUGAUGGACUGUCAUCACGUGAUCUAGACCGGAAAUGCUCAAAACGGGAUGUACUCCGGUUAAAGAACGUGUCUGUGUUGAAGAAACCUGGAGUAAACUGAUAUUGUAUGGAAUUUAUGAUUAGAACACAUGCGAGCAAGUUUCCUUUGACCAAGCCGUCAAGCGGUUUUGAGAGAAUCCACAGAUGUGUGUAGCGGACGUGAGUCUGUGUGGAAACUGUGCGAACGUCCAUUGGGCAUCUCUGCUGCACAGAGAGUGACCAUUCGUCACACUACGGGGCUAAGACACAUCAUUCUCUUCCACUCAAAACUACAGGGCUGAGACAUAACAUUCUCUUCCACUCAAGACUUUAUUUUGUUUUACAGAUGACUGGUUGAAUCGGUAUGACAUCUUUGUUUCCCUUUCUCUUGUGUACUAUAGUCCGCUAAUAUUAGCAUUUUUUGCCAAACCGUAACUCUUCGUCACUGGAAAUUUUUAGGGUUUCUUUUUGUUUGGAAAGAAGAAACCUGCUCUGUUUCUUAUUGUUAGCUAGUGUAACUGGGCACAAGGGAGCGAACUGCGAUAUCGUCGUGCCAAAAUCUCUAGUUCCUCAGUGAUUUUGUUAUCACCCUUACUUGUUUACCUUUUAUUUUCUCUCUUUUCUGAAUGAAAAUUUAUGUGUAUUAUUUAAGUAUUUCCACUCCCAGGGAGGAAAGGUGUGGAGUCGGGUGGUGUGUGUGUACACGUAGCCAGCAAUCGUCUGCACUCCCACCCUAAACACACAAGACGACCUUCCCUCGUAUUACGAAUGUUGGAACCCAAGCCAUGCCUACAUCUGCGGAUCCAUGCUGCAGUGGUUGUAACAGCCUUUGAUGUUGCGUGAUGGCAAUCAGAAGCUCAAGGGAGGCAAUCUUGACGCAACACACUUGUUUUUGAGUUUCUAGGUUGUGUUGGUUGCGUCCCCUCCACGACGUGAGGCGUGAAUGUUACGUCCCUUGGCGUGCUGUGACACUGGACCUCGAUUGUAGUUUUCUUUUCAAGUUUUUAUUUGGUUUUUUUAUGCUUUUGACAGAAAAUCGUUUUAAAUAUUUUCACCAACUCUGAAUGACCCGACACUGAGUCUCCCUACCCCAUUCCUGUAAACACCCUGACUGUGAUAAACUCCUUGUUUAGUUGCGUGUGUGUACCGCCAUCGUGUGACUAACGAGUAGCAGGUGUCAGUGCAGCUUUAAGAGAGCAAACCCUCGUCCUAGUGUGGCAGCUCGGCUAUUUUGGGACCCCAUUAGACAAGUGGGGCCUAGGCAUACACCAUACUUUAAAUUUUACCUUUGGUUGUGUUAUGUGUUGUAAUGCAUUGGAGUAUCGUUGCUCUGGAAUGUUCCUGGUGUACCACGUGAUACGAGAUUCCCGCUCUGAGUUAAAGGGGCAAUUAAGUUUUCAGCUUCGUUAAUCUUUAACUUAUUAAAAAUAUUCUUAAUAAUAGAAGUUGUUAAAUCUUGAAAGAGCGCUGCAUAAUUAUUUUAGGGACUGGGUGCGAACCAAGACAAACCUUAAUUUUCCUUUAGUACAAACCCUCGCAGACCUCAACCCGGCGGAAGUCGCGGACAGCAUCGGCUGUUGCAUCAAAUAUCUCUAGUGAGACUAGUGGGCCACUCUACUCUCAUCGCACGCAUGUCGAUGUUUAGCGUGAGAGCUACUUUGUUCCUGUUUCUCUUCCCAGCGCCGUUAUUCUGUGCUAAUAAAUCACCGCAAGGCAAACCACUCUUCUGUCUGCUACUCCAUCCAAGCAGAGGUAAACAUUGUCAGUAAUCGCGGGAAGUACGAGGGACAAAGCAGAAGAGUUUUGAGUGAGAGGCGCCUCUGGAUAUUUUGGGUUUAGAUGUGGACUGUUUGCAUAUAUUAGAUCUUAUAGUUUCAUAAAGAGAACAAGGCAUAUUUCAGAAACUUGUAUAUUUAAUAGUUCUAUCAAGUUUACAAAACUUAUUUUUUCUAGCUUCGGUAUAUAAGAGCUUGAGAAGCUUGGAAAGUGGGCGGCUGUUUCCCCUGAUAGAUGCUUGAGUCUUCCCCCUCAGCCCCCAACCUUGUCUGCUGUUGCUCAGUAUUUUUAACCUACACACAUGUCAACGCACUUACAGUUACAGAUGCCAUGUUCAGGCUGUGAAGGCGUGUGUGAAGUAGGUUUCCUUGCGGACAGUUAAUGCGAAAGAGUCAAGUAAACUGCUUAUCAAAACCUUCAUCUGUGCUUCCAAGUACUGGAGUACAAGACAAUAGUUACAGCUGCACCCAGCCCUGAAGUGCAUAAAGCAAUAUACAGCUGCAUCCAGCCAUGGAAUACGAGUCAUGCAUAGCUGCACCCUCCCCCCAAGAUUGUUAGUUAAUAACCAUAAGGUUGGAAGGGGGACCACUGUUGUUUUGGUCGUCAAUAGGUUUUAAUCUAGCAGUGGCUACACAUCCUUGGUUUUGCCACCAGUUCUUUCUGUAACCAACCCCAGGAAGUCUCUUUGUCAGUUGAUAGGAGUGUAAACAGUUUAUUUUAAAAUUAAAAUGAAAACAUUGUUCUGGAACGUAUCCGCCCCAUGGUUCCUUUAACUCAUUUCUGUUCCAGAAAAAUAAAAUCUUUUGUUUUUUAAUGCAUUUGCUGCUGUGAAAUAAAUGGUUGUUUCUUAUGCUGCUUUGGAUUCAUGACAGUUUUCAAGAUAACAUUCUUCUCGGAUGAGAAGGUUCUAUAAGGAAUGCCCACUGAUGCCGCCCCAAUUUGCUUGUUUCACGAGGAACAAAAUUUCACGCACAAGAUUCUGUCUUGGUGCUCAAAGAACACAUGCCAACGUUGACCUUGUCCGAGGUUGGACAGUCCACUGUUUUAUGAGCACCACAACGAUAUUAAGAAACACAUGAGGGUUUGGGGAAAAUCAGUGUCUGCAUAUAUUGUCGAACUUUCAGUUUAAAUGUCUGAGGGAAAGAUUUUUGUGUAUUUGUCAUGACAGAUAUUGUGCCCAUCUUCUGUGCUUUGGAGCGUCUUUUAAGCAAUUAAUCAUAAACCCCGAAUACCCUCUCUUGUAAGCCAUGCGUACUCUAAUCCUGCAAGCCAUGGCUUUUCUCCCCAGUAUCCCAGGAAAUUUCUUCUUUAUCUAUGGGUUGUCACUGUGUUAAGGUCUGGAUUCUUUUCUUUUUUAAUGUUCUCCAAACUGCCAUAAAUUCUAUUAUAGUUUCUAUGUAAAAGCCUUCUUACUCUACUCACUCAAACUUCUAUGUUCUUCACACUGAACAGUAUCAAAGGCGAGCAAGAUUUUGAUCACAACUGUUACUUUCUUCCGCUUUUGAAGUGUUUUUCUUAGGUUCCAAAGAAAUGUUCCUCUCUUUUGAAUCUGAACUUUUAGAUUGUUCUUAAGUUCAAGCAAACAUUAGUAAUCAGAUGAUGUUCACAUUAAGUUUUAAAAGUUAAAUUAUGCAGCAUAUCAAAAGGACAAAUGAUCAGGGUCAUGUCAGGGUUGGCAAAGAAAAUAGCAUUGACAAGUCGCUCAGGCACUCUGGCAAAUGACUUGGUAUGAUGCUGCACACCACUCACCUGCUUUCAAAUGCUAACUCAAUGCGAAGUUAUUUUUUAAAUGCUUAGUUAAGGUCAUUGGAAGAUCUUGAUUCUCAAAAUCUCAAGAAAGUAAAAACUAUAUGUCCUGGUAAUAUUUUAACAAAUGCCCCUUCUGCUUAUACCGAUAAAAUUCAAACCUUAUCUGAAAAAGUUUACAUCUUUUGUUAUUACUGCUAGUACUUUUAGCAGCUAUUGUGGUAAUGUAUGGCAAACUAAUAUUGGACUAAACAGCAGGAAAGUGUCUUAACAUUUAUAAUUAUGGAAUAUACAAUAUUUUUAAAGAUACUCAUUUGUCAGCAAAUGAAUGUUUUCUUAAAUUCCUCUAUUUUGUCUUUUGGAUGAAAAAUUCAGUUUUAUGAAAAUUUUUAAAAAUC
Messenger RNA from Pomacea canaliculata, 7077 nucleotides. RefSeq names its product high affinity cAMP-specific and IBMX-insensitive 3',5'-cyclic phosphodiesterase 8B-like. NCBI's taxonomy places the organism in Eukaryota, Metazoa, Mollusca, Gastropoda, Architaenioglossa, Ampullariidae. Gene Ontology annotation, molecular function: 3',5'-cyclic-nucleotide phosphodiesterase activity. The transcript is spliced from 21 exons. The coding region runs from base 355 to 2877 and encodes 840 amino acids. The record is from RefSeq and is a predicted model, not a curated record. Gene Ontology annotation, biological process: signal transduction; regulation of DNA-templated transcription; positive regulation of ERK1 and ERK2 cascade.